Molecule: messenger RNA, 470 nt
Organism: Aspergillus welwitschiae
Lineage: Eukaryota; Fungi; Ascomycota; Eurotiomycetes; Eurotiales; Aspergillaceae
Exons: 1
Coding region: 261-431 (56 amino acids)
Source: RefSeq, a predicted model, not a curated record
GCCGAGUGUGACGGAAAUAUGAUCGUACCCCGCGUACUUGUGCCAGUAUCCACACAGAAGAGUGCACAGAGAUGGGCAGGUAUAUGUUAACGCAGGCUCAAUGUCAAAGAGAGUCUGUGAGUAGUUUCACUGGCAUCAAAGAACGGAUACAAAUUGAUAUGAUACGUGACACAGAUCGCUAUACUUUUUCUUUUCUCUGACACCACAAUGAGAUAAGCUAGUCGCGUAGUGGCGUGAAAGGGGCGCAAGCGCGUUAAAGAAUGUGGGAGGGAAAAGAAUGGAAGUCUGAGAAUCCCCAGAUAUACUUCAAAAAUGGCUGGGCCACAUCCGAUCUAGAUCGGUCAAAACGAAAGACAGCGAGCUUCCAGGCCGCGAAGGUCAAAAGGAAGGACGAGAGGCACGAAGGAAGGGAGAGAAAAGGAUGGAUAUGAGAGUGAGCACGCCCAAGCGUGGGCUUGCGAGAAGUGAAG